GGCGGGAGGGGGAGUCCCGCAGAUCCGGCCUCGCGGCAGCCUCGUAACCUUCCCGCCGGUUCUAGGCCUGCUCCAGGGGCAUCCUUGCUUAUCCUACCUGCAUAAUCAACUCCCUCUAGGGCCCUCUUUUUCCCUCCCUCACUGCCCGUCGAAGACCUAGACUUAGUGAGGGUGGCAAAAAGGGCCGUACCUUGGGGGAGUAAGAUAUGUAUUUUCUCUGAAUUCUGGUUGCCGCUAAGGGCGUGCGGUUCCCUACAGGGGACCCAGGAUCCAGCACUGGCCAGGCCCAGGUGGGGACCCACCUGACAGUGGUCACUGCUGCCUUAGCCUUGCUGUCCUCACGGCCUGGGGCUUCGGCCCUCAAGCCGGUUUGAGAGCCAAAAGCUCCCCUAGGAAGCCCGCUUCUUAUUCUGACCUCCCAAAGAGAUGCCUGGGGAGGGGCCAAGUUUAUGUACUGGGGUUGGGGUGGGGUCCUGUGUCCACUUCUCUUGUCCCUGCAGUCCGUCCUUCCGGUUCCUGUCUAUUCGAGCCUCCAGUCGCAUCAUGCUUCCUCUUGCGGCCCCAAUGGCUCAUUCAGCCCCGGUUUUUCCUGCCUCAUGCCCUUUGCACACACUGUUCCUGCUGCAUGCAGUGCCCUCCCCACCUCCAUUACCUUGGCCGAGUUAGCACCUAGGGGAAGUGACCUAUCAGGCUAGGUCAGAAUUUCCUAGCUUAAGUGCUUUCGGAGUUUCUUGUGCUUCGGUGCUAUUAUCACAGCUGUAAUUUUUCACUUGUUUGUGUGGUCAUUUAACUCUCUUCUCCAGUAGACUGUUCCGUGAAGGCAAAGCCUUUGUGUGCUGUUCACUACUGUAUCCCCACUGCUGGGUUGAGCACCUGGCGCCCGUAGCAGCCACGCAGUACCUGUUUGCGGAGUGAUUCAUACAUUCUACACACUCUGAAGGAUGAAUGGAGCUGGGGGGGCGGGUACUCAGGUGCCCUGGCGACUUUGGCCCCGCCCCAAGUCCCUGCCAGAGAACACCUGGGGUUGGAGCAGGUCUCUCGGCCGGGACACGCGGAUCCCCACCCACCCAGACGCAUGGAGGCUGUGACGUUUGGUGAUGUGGCUGUGCACUUCUCACGGGAGGAAUGGCAGUGUCUGGACCCUGCCCAGAGGGCCCUCUACAAGGAGGUGAUGCUCGAGAACCACAGCAGUGUGGCCGGACUAGCAGGAUUCCUGGUCUUCAAGCCUGAGCUGAUCUCCCGGCUGGAACAGGGGCAGGAGCCAUGGGUCCUCGACCUGCAAGGAACGGAGGGGAGAGAGGCAGCCAGGACCUCCCGGGCAGAUUCUACAGUCGGGACCGAGAGUGAGCAGGCCUGUGAAGACAUUGACCGUCUAAAAUCAGAAUCCUGUGUGGUCAUGGUCAAAACCCCGUCCCAGGACUUUCCCCAGAGUCCUGGCUUUGGAGACGCCUCUGAUCCCGAGGUCUGUUCAGAGAGUCAGCCAACCUCCCUCUUCCAGAAAAACUGCUUGAACAUAGGGACUGCGGCUCCCAGGGAGACCUUCGCUGAGGACGAGGCCCAGGGGUGUGGUGAGCAGGGGAGCGGUGGCCGCCUGGGUUGUCGACAUGACCAAAGUCAGGGGUCCUUGCGAAGAUGCAACAUCUGUGGUAGGAGUUUCCGAUCUACUUCAGAUGUCUCUCUGCAUCAGGAAAUUAAUACACAGAAGAGACCUAACAGCUGCCAGGAGUGCCAAAAAAAAUUACCUGAUUGCUUACAGGGGAGAAAUCUGAGUACCUUGCAUGGAGAGAAGCCAUAUGAGUGUGAGGAGUGUGGGAAGGUCUUCAGGUUGUGCUCACAGCUUACUCAGCAUCAGAGGAUCCAUACUGGAGAGAAGCCGUUUAAAUGCACCGAGUGUGGGAAGGCCUUUCGUCUGAGCUCGAAACUCAUUCAGCAUCAAAGGAUUCACACUGGGGAGAAGCCCUACAGGUGUGAGGAAUGUGGAAAAGCCUUUGGUCAGAGCUCUAGCCUCAUCCACCAUCAGAGGGUCCACACAGGAGAGAGGCCCUAUGGCUGCCGGGAGUGCGGGAAGGCCUUCAGCCAGCAGUCUCAGCUGGCCAGGCACCAGAGGACCCACACGGGAGAGAGGCCCUACCCAUGCCAGGAGUGCGGGAAGGCCUUCAGCCAGAGCUCAACCCUAGCUCAGCACCAGCGGAUGCACGCUGGGGAGAAACUUCAGCUCCCAAGAACCCCGGAUAGUCCCAGCCUGGUUGCACAUCAGAGGUUGCAUGCUACCGAGAAACCAUUUAAGUGUGACGAGUGUGGGAAGGCUUUCCGGUGGGUCUCCCGCCUUAGUCAGCAUCAGCUGACACAUACCGGAGAGAAACCUUAUAAAUGCAACAAGUGUUCAAAGGCCUUUGGUUGCAGCUCACGGCUUAUUCGCCACCAGAGAACUCACACUGGAGAAAAACCAUUUAAGUGUGAUGAGUGUGGGAAAGGCUUUGUCCAGGGCUCACACCUAAUUCAGCAUCAGAGAAUUCACACUGGAGAGAAGCCCUAUGAGUGCAGUGACUGUGGGAAGGCCUUCAGCCAGAGCUCAAGCCUCAUUUACCAUCAGAGGAUCCAUAAAGGGGAGAAGCCCUACGAGUGCCUCGAAUGUGGAAAAGCCUUCAGUAUGAGCACACAGCUCACAAUACACCAGCGGGUGCACACGGGGGAGAGGCCCUAUAAGUGCAGUGAAUGUGGGAAAGCCUUCAGUCAAAACUCUACCCUUUUCCAGCACCAGAUCAUUCACGCUGGGGUGAAGCCCUACGGAUGCAGCGAGUGUGGGAAAGCCUUCAGCCGGAGCUCGUACCUCAUUGAGCACCAGAGGAUCCACACUCGAGCCCAGUGGUACCAUGAGUAUGGGAAUACUCUGGAAGCUUCUACCCACGUGAGCCGUAAGAAAGUUAAUACUGUAAAGAAACUUCAUAAAUGUAAUGAAUGUGAAAAAAUAUUCAGAUGGCGCUCACAUCUAAUUAUACACCAGAGAAUUCACACUGGAGAGAAACCUUAUAAAUGUAAUGAAUGUGGCAAAGCUUUUAAUAGGAGCUCAAGGCUUACUCAGCAUCAGAAAAUUCACAUGGGAUAGACCACUCACCUUUACGAAUGUGUAUAAAUGUGAAUAAACCUACAGCCUUAACUUAUUUUUUAUGGGAUCAUUUAUACUGAUGAUUUAAAAUGUUGUGAAAGAUUCAGAAUUGCUCUCUUAGGAGAGGGAGCAUCCAGAUUCACAUGAUGUGUAUGUUUAUUUGCUGGCACGUUUGACCUUCAGUAAAGCCCCUGUCCCUCACAUGAAGGUGCACAUGUGUAGCAUUUGAGUUCACAGAGGGAAGACCCCAGGUCCUGCAGACGAGGAAGAGGCAUGAGAAAAGCCCCGUGAGCCCCUCCAGACGAGUGAGUUGAAAGAAGUUACCCAGGACGUCUUCCUUAAGCACCAGGUACUCAGACUGGCUUCAGCAGCAAGAUAUGCUCACUCGUGUCUGCGGGGCCCCAGGCGGCGCGGCCGGGUCCCCCUCACCUGACUCCCCCAGCAGGGCCUCUUUGGGGAGGAGCUGGCUCCAGCAGCGGUGCCUGGGCCCGGGGACAGUGUCACUGGCCCACCCUACGUCCAGAGUCCAGCUGCUUCAGUUACGAGAAUCAGACGCGCAGCCCUCACUGGGAUUCCCAGCCCAGCCCUCAGCAUUGCAGGAGCCUCACCUCAGUCCCGAGAACACCACCAGAGGCUGGGAUGUGUGUUGGCUGCUGCUGGCCAGACAUCCUCAAAACUCCAGCCAUGGGGACUGCCAAAACUGGGGGGUCUGCGAGCAGACACACGAGCCCGUGCCUUCUCAAAGGCCUGAGGACGGUGGAGAUGCCUGCUCACCGAGAUCAGCCUGUCGGCGUGGUCACGUGGGCCCCACAGGUCCCAGGGCAGAGGGCCCCGUGGGUGCUGAGCAACAGGUGCGCGUGAGCGAGCCUGCUCCGCCCACAUCACCUCCUCCCCGGGUUUUCUCUGCCAGCGCAGCCUGGAGAAACGGCCAGGGUAGAGUGGUCAGGGCCCUUGGCCUUCUUGGCACGGGCGGAAAGAACGUUCAAGGGAGAUCACUGCUCCGCCCACCCCUCUGGUGAACCUGACUGACUGGCUGGGGUUGCGGAGCGGCUCACAGAACAUCUCCGCAAGGCCUGUGAGCCACAGGAUGAGGCUGACAUGGAGCAUUGAGUCCAGCCCUGCUUGGGGCCCUGGACUCGGCAGCGGUGACUCAGGACCAGGUGUGUCAUUUGCACAGGCUGACACCCAGGACCACCCCCCUGAGACCUGCCAAUCUUUGGUGCCAUUGCCCAUAGUCACAGGCCAAAGGCGGCCUGCCACAGAGAGGCCACUUCUCCCGUGUACGGACAGGUGACCCUGAGGGACAUAGGUCACUUCAGGAUUUAUUGCAGCACGACUUGGGUCACCAUCACACUGGUUGGGUGAAGCCCAGAUCGCCUUGUGCGACACGGCCCAAAAUCAGCCCGUGGGUUUGUAUCAGGGGAGACAGUGCCACUCCGUGUGUACUGGCGGGCCUGGUGGGGCUGGGAACAGUGGAGUUCAGGGUGGCCGAGUUCACGUGAGUGUCCAUUCUCAGCACGUGGACAGGGACUCAACCCCGCAGCAGCUCAGCCUGAUCUGCCAGGUCGCCUGACACAAGGUGUGACACGUUCUCAGGUUGCAGUGUUGUCUCUGGGGAUGAGGAUCACCCCCCAACCUGCACCUUCGGGGGUGUUCCCGCCCUGGGCAGAGGACACCAUGCAGUCAUUGUGCCCCCUGCAGCAGCUGUAACCCCAUCUCCCCGGCCGUCCCCUGCUCCACCCAGAACUUGUGUCUGAAGGGUCAGUGCAAGAGGGCAGGGACCUUUACAGACUGUGCAGAGAUUGUGAACAGAGAUUAUGUCCCCGCCUCGGCUGCUGUGCUCAACCAGGUGGUCACUGCCAUCAGAGCCGGACAGGGUGGGCACAUGUGAGUGGUCUGUAUCUUAGGCUUUGUGAGCCACCCAAGAAUGGGACAAAGAGUCAAGGUCCCGGUGCACAUGCCACACGCGCCUGGUGCCAUCAUGUGCUGGAAGGGCCUGCCGAGGCCCCAUGCUCUCGCCUUCUGGCUCUAGGAAGGCUGUUUGUCACUGGGUGUGCCGUCCCCACAAGGGAGUUGUCUCCUGGCCACUUCCGGGUAAUGAUGGACAAAGGGGUGGAAGGCCUCUGGACUCCAGGUUCUCCAUGGGGCAGGAUGCUUCUGUUUUCCCCUGACAGCAGUUGCAGGCUGGCCAAAAAGGGCCAGAGGGACCAGCCUUAAAUCUGUUUCAGCACCUGGAUUCUUUCUGGAUCAACACGGUCCUAAGUCAGCGGCUGGCUGACUGUGUGGCCCAUGGGCCAAAUGCGGACCUGUGCCCACACCUGUGAGGCCUGAUGAUCAGCCUGAGGCCACUGGGCUGGGUAGCUCUAAAGCCUGGGGCCUACACAGCCCGCAGAACCUGAGCCACAGUCAGUCCUGUAAAUGCACUCAUGUCCAGGAAACUUAAUCACAGACAGCCAAGGGGUAAGGCAGCUGCUUCAGCUGCAGCCGAUCUGACAGCUUCCUGGCUUCGCUUCCGAGUCCCCUGUUGGCAGGGCUCCUAACCACUUCGGCUUGGUGCUGCUCCCAAUCCGUGUUUGCUCAGAUCAGGAUUUUAAUGUACCUGUUUACCUUUUAACAGGCCGAGAGCUAAGGAUGGUUUUUACAUUUUUAAAUGGUUGGGGGGGUGAAAGACUAUUUUGUGACAUUUGAAAAUGAUAUUGAAAUCAGAUUUCAGUGUGACCAAAUAAAGGUUCUUGGAACACAGCUGGCCCACUUUUCUGCGGGUUGCCUCUCAGCGAGUGGCAGUCCCGCCUCGUUUACUUGGGUAAAAACUUCAUGCCUCCAGCCUUUGAGGGAUUAUUUUUCCUCUCUCUUCUUAGUGUGCUUUGUUCACUUAAAUGUCCCAAUACAACCAAGAAUUCAAUAGAAAUACAUCUCAAGCUCUGCAUUCCAGCCUAGAAUAUCGACUGCAGAAGUACAGGGUGAGGCGUCCUUUCUUAGCUGAGUCCAUGUGAGAAAGAUGUGUAGUAUUCAUGUGUCACCUGGCAAGACAUUGUGAGUUCAAACUACUGCACAGGUUUGAGAUCCCAGAGCACAGGAAAAGCAUCUGCACACGUCAUGUGUGCCGGUCGCUUUGCAGGGAGGGAGAGGAGAGGGCUGCCUGCCGGGUAGUGCGAGUUCU
Mesoplodon densirostris (Blainville's beaked whale) is the source of this 6266-nucleotide messenger RNA. It is a transcript of the gene ZNF7, whose product is annotated as zinc finger protein 7. Lineage: Eukaryota; Metazoa; Chordata; Mammalia; Artiodactyla; Ziphiidae. The transcript is spliced from 5 exons. Gene Ontology annotation, biological process: regulation of DNA-templated transcription. Bases 1076 to 3106 code for a protein of 676 amino acids. Gene Ontology annotation, molecular function: DNA-binding transcription factor activity, RNA polymerase II-specific; RNA polymerase II cis-regulatory region sequence-specific DNA binding. The record is from RefSeq and is a predicted model, not a curated record.